Molecule: messenger RNA, 2063 nt
Organism: Telopea speciosissima
Lineage: Eukaryota; Viridiplantae; Streptophyta; Magnoliopsida; Proteales; Proteaceae
Product: U-box domain-containing protein 15-like
Exons: 4
Coding region: 87-1913 (608 amino acids)
Biological process (GO): protein ubiquitination; cell surface receptor signaling pathway
Cellular component (GO): cytoplasm; nucleus
Molecular function (GO): ubiquitin-protein transferase activity; protein binding
Source: RefSeq, a predicted model, not a curated record
GAGGUGGAGGUGGAGAAAUCAUAGACAAAGGGAAUAUCUCGAAUGUGUCAACUGUAAUAGAGGAAAGCGAUGUGGUUCAGGAAUUGAUGGAUGUGAUUGAAUAUGUAAGCUUGUUCACAGAUUUCCGGAAAACACAGAAGAAGGAAUGCUUCAAUCUUGUGAGGCGUAUGAGGCUUUUGGUUCCUCUGUUAGAAGAGAUCUACGAAGUCGAUGAACCUGUUACAGAUUCUGUAAUUGAAUGUCUUUGUGAAUUGAAGAAGGCACUACUUUUCGCCAAGAAAUUGUUAAAGUUUUGUCAUGAUGGAAGCAAGAUUUACCUGGCAUUUGAGUCUGAGUCCGUCAUGGGAAGAUUCCGCGCCACUUAUGAAAAAAUAACUCAAGCUUUGGAGGCUGUGCCUUAUGAUGAACUAGGUAUCUCUGAUGAAGUGAGAGAACAAGUUGAGUUAAUGCGUACACAGCUUAAAAGAGCAAAGAGAAGGACAGAUACUCAAGAUAUGGAGCUAGCAAUGGACAUGAUAGUUGUGUCCUCUAAGAAAGAAGAUCGAAAUGCAGACAGUGCCAUACUAGAAAGGCUAGCACACAAGUUGGAAUUGCAUACUGUUGUGGAUUUGAAGGCAGAAACCAUAGCCAUAAGGAAACUAGUCAAAGACAGAGCUGGACAAAAUGCAGAAGGUAGUCAACAGAUCCUAGAUAUUCUACGCAAAUUCAAACAAGUUGCUGGGAUUGAAGAGCACAACAUGUUAAAUGAAUCUUCUGUGCCUAAAACACUUGAGAAGUCUCCAUCUUUGAUAAUCCCUCAUGAAUUCCUUUGCCCCAUUACGCUUGAGCUCAUGACAGAUCCUGUUAUUGUGUCGACUGGACAGACUUAUGAAAGAGAAAGCAUACAAAAAUGGCUGGAUACAAACCACCGAACUUGCCCAAAAACUGGACAGAUUUUGAUUCAUUUGGUUCUUGCACCUAACUAUGCUCUCCGCAACCUUAUUCGACAUUGGUGUGACAAGAAUAAUGUUGAACUACCGAAAAAAGAAGCAACUGUUGGCUUAGAUAGCUCCGUUGGACUUAAAGAGGAAAUCUCUUCUUUGGUCCAAAAUCUUUCUUCAAGUCAACUAGAAGUCCAGAGAACAGCUGUGACCAAGAUUCGUUUUCUGUCUAAGGAGAACCCCGACAAUAGAGUUAUAAUUGCAAGUAAUGGAGGAAUUCCUGCUCUAGUUCGGCUUUUGUCUUAUCCAGAUUCAAAAAUACAAGAGCACACUGUAACAGCUCUGUUGAACCUAUCAAUUGAUGUGGCAAAUAAGAGAUCGAUAACUAGAGAAGGAGCCAUUCCAGCUAUAAUUGAAGUGUUGCAAAAUGGAACUAUCGAAGCUAAAGAGAACUCUGCAGCAGCCUUGUUUAGUUUAUCAAUACUUGAUGAAAAUAAAACGGCGAUAGGAAAUGCAAAUGGUAUUCCACCUUUAGUAGAUCUCUUACAAAAUGGCACAAUUAGAGGUAAAAAGGAUGCUGCUACUGCACUCUUUAACUUAUCUCUCAACCAGGCAAAUAAGGGUAGAGCGAUUAAGGCAGAUAUUGUUAAACCAUUGCUUCAAUUACUCAAUGAUAAGAACUUGGGUAUGGUUGAUGAAGCCCUCUCAAUCUUGCUACUUCUUGCAUCACAUCCGGAAGGUCAGAAUGCUAUUGGACAACUCCCUUUCAUUGAAACUCUUGUUGAACUCACUAGAGAUGGAACCCCCAAGAAUAAGGAGUGUGCUAUAUCAGUUCUGCUUGAGUUGGGGUUGAACAAUACCUCUUUCAUUUUAACUGCUCUUCAAUUUGGUGUGUAUCAACAUUUGACAGAAAUCUCGAGGAGUGGAACUAGCAGAGCCCAAAGAAAAGCAAAUUCCCUUUUGCAGCACAUCAGUAAGUGUGAACAAGUUUAGAAGUAAUAGAUUUCAUGUUUUGUUGUAGUUUCCAUCUCAGAUUGAAUAGUAUUAGCCCUAGUGCUUUUCUACAAUUCUGUUUUGGAGCCUACUUACCAUGCAUAUUUAUUGGAGUACACAUUCAGAUUCCUUUGCAUGUUACUUCUAAAU